Mirounga angustirostris (Northern elephant seal) is the source of this 1257-nucleotide messenger RNA. RefSeq names its product ribosomal protein S6 kinase alpha-4-like. Gene Ontology annotation, biological process: protein autophosphorylation; intracellular signal transduction; peptidyl-serine phosphorylation. NCBI's taxonomy places the organism in Eukaryota, Metazoa, Chordata, Mammalia, Carnivora, Phocidae. Gene Ontology annotation, molecular function: mitogen-activated protein kinase binding; calcium/calmodulin-dependent protein kinase activity; calcium-dependent protein serine/threonine kinase activity. The record is from RefSeq and is a predicted model, not a curated record. Gene Ontology annotation, cellular component: nucleus; cytoplasm.
AUGACGGAUGUGCUGGAAGCAUCUGGCGCUGGAGACCGGCCUGGCCGGGCAGCGGUGGCCAGGAGCGCCAUGCUGCAGGACUCGCCCUUCUUCCAGCAGUACGAGCUGGACCUGCGGGAGCCCGCGCUCGGCCAGGGCAGCUUCUCCGUGUGUCGCCGCUGUCGCCAGCGCCAGAGUGGCCAGGAGUUCGCGGUCAAGAUCCUCAGCCGCAGGCUGGAGGAGAACACGCAGCGAGAAGUGGCCGCCCUGCGGCUUUGCCGGUCGCACCCAAACGUGGUGAAGUUGCAUGACGUGCAUCACGACCAGCUGCACCGUACGUACCUGGUUCUGGAGCUGCUGCGGGGCGGGGAGCUGCUGGAGCACAUCCGCAAGAAGCGGCACUUCAGCGAGUCCGAAGCGAGCCAGAUCCUGCGCAGCCUCGUGUCGGCAGUGAGCUUCAUGCACGAGGAGGCGGGCGUGGUGCAUCGGGACCUCAAGCCCGAGAACAUUCUGGACGCCGAUGACACGCCCGGAGCCCCCGUGAAGAUCAUCGACUUCGAGUUCGCGCGGCUGCGCCCGCAGAGCCCCGCGGGGCCCAUGCAGACGCCCUGCUUCACGCUGCGGUAUGCAGCUCCCGAGCUGUUGGCGCAGCAGGGCUACGACGAGUCCUGCGACCUCUGGAGCCUCGGUGUCAUUCUGUACAUGAUGCUGUCGGGGCAGGUCCCCUUCCAGGGGGCCUCAGGCCAGGGUGGGCAGAGCCAGGCGGCAGAGAUCACGUGCAAGAUCCGCGAGGGGCGCUUCUCUCUUGACGGGGUGGCCUGGCAGGGCGUGUCUGAGGAAGCCAAGGAGCUGGUCCGAGGGCUCCUGACGGUGGACCCCGCCAAGCGGCUGAAGCUCGAGGCGCUGCGGGGCAGCUCAUGGCUGCAGGACGGCAGCGCCCGCUCCUCGCCCCCGCUCCGGACACCCGGGCUGGAGUCCUCGGGGCCAGCUGUGCGCUCCGGGCUCGACGCCACUUUCAGGGCCUUCAACCCGGGCAAGCGCGAGGGCUUCUUCCUGAAGAGCGUGGAGAACGCGCCGCCGGCCAAGCGGCGGAAACAGAAGCUGCGGAGCGCCGCCACCUCCCGCCGCGUCUCCCGCGAGCCCGCCGCCCCGGGCAGGGCCCCCGCCGCCAAGGGAGCCCCCAGACGAGCCACGGCCCCAUGCCGCCCUCCUAGCCAGCCCCCUCCACAGCGACCCCUCCUUCCCCCCAUAGGGGCUGUGACCCGGGAGCCUCGAUAG